Molecule: messenger RNA, 14566 nt
Organism: Vicugna pacos (alpaca)
Lineage: Eukaryota; Metazoa; Chordata; Mammalia; Artiodactyla; Camelidae
Source: RefSeq, a predicted model, not a curated record
AUAACUAGUUGUUUUAUAACAAGUAGUUGUAUAAAUAAUAGUAAUAAAGUUAUAUAAAAACACUGUAACUGGGGCAGGAGUGAGGGGAAUGGAUUAGGGUAGGAUACAACAAAAGACUUCAUUCAUCUGCUUCUGUGACAUUAUUUCUCUUAAAAUAAAAUUAUCCAUAGUAAAAUGAUAGCAUUUGUUAAAUAUGAGCAUAGGGUGUACGGGUGUUAGUUUUAAGUAUUUCAUAAUUUAAAAAAUACCAGAAAUCAAAAUGCGCAAUGAACCAUGCUCUUAGAAAGUUAACAAAAGUGUGGGAUAUAUCAGAUACUUGAUGAAUUUAUUUUAAAUAAGGGUGCAUUAACUUUUCAUCCAUAAAUUCAAGUAUAUGUCUGUCAGCAGUAUUUAUUUAACCCACUGCGGUAAAAUUCAUUCUUCCCUUGUUAUCCCUUUAUAACAAGGUGUUACUGUCAAUUCGAUUAAAUUGGAAAAUAAAUGAGAAAGUACCUCAAAGCACCAGGCCCAUAUAGCUACAGUCUAGAUUAAACACACAGAGACACAUUCCCAUACACACACACACACACACACACACACUUUAUUUCUCUUUAUUUUUCCCAUAUAUGAAAUAUGAUAAAAUUGGCAUGGACUAAUUUGAAUCUGAUUACUAUAGACAGAAUCUUGUGGAAGUUCAGUAAAUUUCUAGUAAUAUUACCCCUGUAACUAGACAAUAUUACCAACUUUUUCUUAAGGUUAUUAUGAAGAUAAGUAUGUAAAAUACUUAACAUUACCUGACAAUUAGUGGUCAUUCAAAAGACAUUGACCUUGCUCCCUUAUGUAUUUAUUUCAUUUGUUAGUAAGAUUUUAAAAAAUAGACCUUAUUUUUAUAAAAACAAGUUUUUAAACUUAUUUUCCUUCUUCCUUUCCAUUCUGAGUCUACUUUUUAACCUUAUUUUGAAGUUUUGCCUAUCAGUCAAGAUACAGCCACACAUGAGCCUUGGGAUUUCCUUUUGGACUUACUCUUUCAUGUUGAUACUCCUUCAGUAGGAACUCUUGUGAAUAAAAGAAACAUUGAUAGAGGAUGAUGAAUCACAGGGAGAGCAGACAUUUCCCAAAGAGAUGAUUCUGCAAAGUUGACUGUUUACAAGUUCUUCCUAGAAUUCUCUUCUCACUUUUUAAAAAAUGAAAUGAUAAAGUUGCAUGAUCAGUUAUCAAAACUUCUAGUAGAGCAAUUUAUGACUUCUGUUUUUUCCCUAGACAGUUUAUUUUGUCUACAGUUGGAUCUAAUAUACACUCUAAUCCAGAUCCAUGUGUGAAACCUGAAUAAUUAAAUUAGAGGAUUUAAAUGAUACAGGUACUAUUUUCUUUCCCUUUUUUGGCCAUCUCUAAAAGAGAGAAAUGUGUAGACAUUGGACUAGAGUUGGCAAGAAUACCUUUAUAUUAUUUAAUCUAAACUAUAUUAAAAUGUAUUAUAUGAUAAAGCAUUGAAGUGACCUUCAAAUUGCAUCCCUUAGAACUGUUUUUCUCUCCAAUUCUUACAUUAGUGUAGUAGUAAUCUCUUUUUGUCUUGAAGUUACAUUUCCUUUCAAGUAGUAUAAUAGCUGUCUUUUUUUUUUUUUAAACCAGUACUUCCUGGGGUCUUUGACAGUAAUAAAUAUAGUCAUCAGCUAGUAUAAUUAUUCCCUUUUGUGUUUAAAUUUAUGAAGGUGAGGAUUCUUUCUGGGAUUUUUUAGUCUUUUCACUCAAUAUCAAUGAGUGAUGCUACCCAGUUGUACUUAAAUCACUGGAUAAUAGAUCUUUCUCUUCCAAUGGGAAAGGAUUUAAAAAUCAAAUUGUGUAGUAUGUACUUAAUACAUAUUUUACACUGUGUUUAGAUACUUCGGUUUGGAUAAGACAAAAAAUAUAUUUGAAACAUUGCUCUGUCGGGACACUUACACAAAUUUUGUUAGCAUUUUAAUUUUUAGGAAACAUUCUUUAAUAAAUAUUCUGUGAAUAUAUUAAUGGCACUCAGAUGAGAUAAAAAUAAUUAUUUUAGGAGAAAUCAGAUUAAAAAUGGAACAGUAAUUAUUGUGUAGUAUUAGAACCCUGACUGGCAGUUUGAUGGACUGGAGAAGAAAAAGAUGAUCUCCAAUAAAUCGGUAACAAGCUUUUCAGCUUCAGGAAUAGUGCUAAUUAUUUUUUUUAAAUAGAGCCUCUAGGAUCAAGCAUUUAAUGCACAAUAGCAUAUCUAAUUUAAAAGUGUCAAUUGGGAACUUUUUUUGAGAGGAGAAUAAGGAAGUAUGUGGAAGUUGGCCUGAGAAAUGAAAAUACUCUUUUGUUGCUAAAAUGUAGAUAUUUCUUACUGCUUGAGUGUAUUGGUCAGAAUAUAUCCUCUUCCACUCUUUAAGGUAUUUGUGUAAGGGCACAGCCUAAAAACACCUAGAGAGAACAUUCUGGCUUAUGGAUUAGAUUGCAUUAGUAAACAGAAGAACAAAUUGGUGAAUAUGAGUUAACAAAAAUUUUGAAUAAGAAAUUUCCCCACAUGCAUUUAUUUGGGUGUUAAUAAUUUAAUUUUUUGCAGUUUGUUUUGAAACAUUGCUUAUUGUAGCAUGUUAACUUAUGUUGGGUGGGGAAAGUGCAAAUGGAAAUUUGAAACUGUUUUAAAAAUGUAAAUUAAAUGAUCGACCCUACAAUUUUUUUUUGGUUUGUUUUUUUAAUUUUUGUUUUUGGUAAAAUAAUCUGGAUUGCUUAUUUUAUAUGCUGGGAUGCUAGUUGUUUUUCUAUUAAUACACUUAACUUGCAUUCUAGCUUCGCCAUUCAGAGACAGGCAUCGUGUGGUGGGUUGUGUGACAGUGUCUGUCAAUAGUGAAGACAAAUAGUGCCAGAGACACUUAACCCAUCCAAUCUCACCCAGGGUAUAGGAUUUGCCUCUGAAGCAGGGAGUGUCUGCAUUAAAAAUGACCUGUAGUUCUCUGCUUCAUAGAUGCUUCUUCAGCUCCCUCCUCUUCCUCCAUGGGCGGUGCUUGCAGCUCCUUUACCACCUCUUCCAGCCCUACCAUUUAUUCUACCUCAGUCACCGACAGCAAGGCUAUGCAAGUGGAGAGCUGCUCCUCAGCCUUGGGGGUAAGUAACCGAGGGGUAAGUGAAAAGCAGUUAACCAGUAACACAGUUCAGCAGCAUCCAUCAACACCGAAGAGGCACACAGUCUUGUACAUCUCACCACCACCUGAGGACUUGCUGGAUAACAGUCGGAUGUCCUGCCAGGAUGAGGGGUGUGGAUUGGAAUCUGAGCAGAGCUGCAGUAUGUGGAUGGAGGAUUCCCCCUCCAACUUCAGUAACAUGAGCACCAGUUCCUACAAUGAUAACACUGAGGUACCUCGUAAAUCACGAAAGCGAAAUCCAAAGCAGAGGCCGGGGGUCAAACGACGAGAUUGUGAAGAAUCUAAUAUGGAUAUAUUUGAUGCCGACAGUGCCAAAGCACCUCACUAUGUGCUUUCUCAGCUUACCACGGACAACAAAGGCAACUCAAAAGCAGGAAAUGGAACAUUGGAAAACCAAAAAGGAACUGGAGUAAAGAAGAGCCCUAUGUUGUGUGGACAAUAUCCUGUUAAAAGUGAGGGAAAGGAGCUGAAGAUAGUUGUACAGCCUGAGACGCAGCACCGAGCUCGGUACCUGACUGAGGGUAGCCGUGGCUCGGUGAAGGACAGAACACAGCAAGGUUUUCCUACAGUGAAGCUGGAAGGCCAUAAUGAGCCAGUAGUGUUGCAAGUGUUUGUGGGCAACGACUCUGGUCGAGUGAAACCACAUGGAUUUUAUCAGGCCUGCAGGGUAACUGGGCGAAAUACAACUCCCUGCAAAGAAGUGGACAUUGAAGGCACUACUGUUAUAGAAGUUGGCCUUGAUCCGAGCAACAACAUGACACUGGCGGUGGACUGCGUAGGGAUAUUGAAAUUGAGGAAUGCUGAUGUUGAAGCCAGAAUAGGGAUUGCUGGUUCCAAGAAAAAAAGCACUCGUGCCAGAUUGGUUUUUCGAGUUAAUAUCACAAGGAAAGAUGGCUCCACUUUGACGCUGCAAACACCCUCUUCUCCGAUUUUAUGUACUCAGCCAGCAGGAGUGCCGGAAAUAUUAAAGAAAAGCUUACAUAGCUGUUCGGUGAAAGGAGAGGAAGAAGUAUUUUUAAUUGGCAAGAACUUUCUAAAAGGAACUAAAGUUAUUUUCCAAGAAAAUGUUUCUGAUGAAAAUUCUUGGAAGUCAGAAGCAGAAAUUGACAUGGAAUUAUUUCAUCAGAAUCAUCUUAUUGUGAAGGUUCCCCCAUAUCAUGACCAACAUAUAACUUUGCCAGUAUCAGUGGGAAUAUAUGUAGUGACCAAUGCUGGAAGAUCUCAUGACGUUCAGCCAUUCACUUACACUCCAGACCCAGCAGCAGCUACUGCUUUGAAUGUAAAUGUCAAGAAGGAAAUAUCUAGUCCGGCAAGACCUUGCUCUUUUGAAGAGGCCAUGAAAGCAAUGAAAACGACUGGAUGUAACUUAGAUAAGGUAAAUAUUCUUCCUAAUGCUCUGAUCACUCCACUCAUAUCAAGCAGUAUGAUUAAGAGUGAAGAUGUUACUCCAAUGGAAGUAACAGCAGAGAAAAGAUCUUCCCCUAUUUUUAAGACUACAAAGACGGUUGGAUCAACUCAGCAAACAUUAGAAAAUAUCUCUAACAUAGCAGGAAAUGGGUCUUUUUCAUCAUCAUCAUCUUCCCACUUGCCUUCUGAAAAUGAAAAGCAGCAACAGAUUCAGCCCAAGGCAUACAACCCAGAGAGCCUGACAACUAUCCAAACACAGGACAUUUCACAGCCCGGAACCUUUCCAGCAGUUUCUGCGUCUAGUCAGCUGCCCAACAGUGAUGCGCUACUGCAGCAGGCUACACAGUUUCAGACAAGAGAAACUCAGUCUAGAGAGGUAUUACAGUCAGAUGGUACGGUGGUGAAUCUGUCGCACCUGACUGAGGCGUCACAGCAGCAGCAGCAGUCACCACUGCAAGAACAAGCACAGACUUUACAGCAGCAGAUUUCAUCAAGUAUUUUCCCAUCACCAAAUAGUGUGAGUCAGCUGCAGAGUACGAUUCAGCAGUUGCAGGCAGGAAGUUUUACAGGCAGUACCGCUAGUGGCAGCAAUGGAAAUGUUGACUUGGUCCAACAAGUUUUAGAGGCACAGCAACAGUUAUCUUCAGUUUUAUUUUCUGCUCCAGAUGGUAAUGAGAAUGUUCAAGAACAGCUUAGUGCAGACAUUUUUCAGCAAGUCAGUCAAAUUCAAAAUAGCGUAAGCCCUGGAAUGUUUUCCUCAGCAGAGCCAGCAGUUCAUACCAGACCAGAUAAUUUAAUAGCUGGAAGAGCUGAAAGUGUUCACCCACAGACUGAAAACACAUUAUCUAAUCAACAGCAGCAGCAACAGCAACAGCAAGUGAUGGAAUCGUCAGCUGCAAUGGUGAUAGAAAUGCAACAGAGUAUCUGCCAGGCAGCUGCCCAGAUUCAGUCAGAGUUAUUUCCUUCAACUGCUUCAGCAAACGGAAACCUUCAGCAAUCUCCAGUUUACCAGCCGACUUCUCAUAUGAUGAGUGCAUUAUCUACCAAUGAGGACAUGCAAAUGCAGUGUGAAUUGUUUUCUUCUUCUCCUGCAGUUUCUGGAAAUGAAACUGCUACAACCACCACACAGCAGGUUGCAACCCCAGGCACAACCAUGUUUCAGACAUCAGGUUCAGGAGAUGGAGAAGAAACUGGAGCACAAGCAAAACAGAUUCAGAACAGUGUCUUUCAGACGAUGGUCCAAAUGCAACAUAGUGGGGACAGUCAAUCUCAAGUUAACCUUUUUUCAUCUACAAAGGGCAUGAUGAGUGUUCAGAAUAGUGGUACCCAGCAGCAAGGUAAUGGUUUAUUCCAGCAAGGUAAUGAGAUGAUGUCCCUCCAGUCAGGAAAUUUUUUGCAGCAGUCUUCUCAUUCACAGGCUCAACUUUUUCAUCCUCAAAAUCCUAUUGCUGAUGCUCAGAACCUUUCCCAGGAACCACAAGGCUCCAUUUUUCAUAGUCCAAGUCCUAUUGUCCACAGUCAGACUUCUACAACCUCUUCUGAACAAAUGCAGCCUCCAAUGUUUCACUCUCAGAAUACCAUGGCUGUGUUACAGGGCUCUUCUGUUCCUCAAGACCAGCAGUCAGCCAACAUAUUUCUUUCCCAGAGUCCAAUGAAUAAUCUUCAAACUAACACAGUAGCACAAGAAGAACAGAUAACAUUUUUUGCAGCUCAGAAUUCAAUUUCUCCACUUCAGUCAACAUCAAACACUGAGCAGCAAGCUGCUUUCCAACAGCAGGCUCCAAUAUCACACAUCCAGACCCCCAUGCUUUCCCAAGAACAGGCACAACCCGCCCAGCAAGGUCUGUUUCAGCCUCAGGUUCCCCUGGGCUCCCUUCCUCCUAAUCCAAUGCCUCAAAACCAACAAGGAACCAUCUUCCAGUCACAACACUCAAUGGUUACCAUCCAGAGCAACUCUCCAUCCCAGGAGCAGCAGCAGCAGCAGCAGCAGCAGCAGCAGCAACAACAACAACAACAACAACAACAGAGCAUUUUGUUCAGUAACCAGAAUACCAUGGCCACAAUGGCACCUCAGAAGCAGCCACCACCAAACAUGAUAUUCAACCCAAGUCAGAAUCCAUUGGCUAAUCAGGAGCAGCAAAACCAGUCAGUUUUUCAUCAACAAAAUAAUAUGGCCACAAUGAAUCAAGAGCAGCAGCCCAUGCAAUUUCAGAAUCAACCCACUGUUUCCUCACUUCAGAACCCAGGUCCUGCUCAGUCUGAAUCUUCACAGACCUUGUUCCAUAGCUCUCCUCAAAUUCAGUUGGUGCAAGGGUCACCCAGUUCUCAAGAGCAGCAAGUAACACUCUUCCUGUCUCCAGCAUCCAUGUCUGCAUUGCAGACCAGUAUAAACCAACAAGACAUGCAACAGUCUCCUCUUUAUUCCCCUCAGAACAACAUGCCUGGAAUCCAAGGAGCCACAUCUUCACCUCAACCACAGGCUACUUUAUUUCACAACACUACAGGAGGCACCAUGAACCAACUACAGAAUUCUCCUGGCUCUUCUCAACAGACUUCAGGAAUGUUCUUAUUUGGCAUUCAAAAUAACUGUAGUCAGCUUUUAACUUCUGGACCAGCUACAUUGCCAGAUCAGUUGAUGGCCAUAAGUCAGCCAGGCCAACCACAAAAUGAGGGCCAGCCACCUGUGACAACACUUCUUUCUCAGCAAAUGCCAGAGAAUUCUCCACUGGCAUCCUCUAUAAACACCAACCAGAACAUUGAAAAGAUUGAUUUGCUUGUUUCAUUGCAAAACCAAGGGAACAACUUGACUGGCUCCUUUUAACUGGAAAUUCCAUGAAGAAAAUCCUGAUUUCAAGAGAUCCUGAAAUCUGUGAUUCCAUGAGGAUUAUUGAACUGUUACUUUAAAAACAAAACAAAAUAUGAAAAACUGUGACUGAGUAAAUAGAUUUUACUCUGACUGCAAAAGAGCACACCUAUGCUGUCUAUUGCAGUGAUUAACCACCAUCAUUAACAUCUUUAUAUUUUAUGUUCCUAAUAACAGUGAUGACUGAGAAUCUAUUUGAGUUUCCAGCUGACAGAAUUAAUUGUUGCUAUUUACCUAGGCACUAUUAUAUCUUUAAAAGUACAGUUUAAAUUGAUAAGCUGGACCACUCAGUUAUUAUUGCUAUUAGAAAAUAAUUCAUAUUGUCAUGUUUACUUUUGUUCUUCAUUCAUAUUUUCUUUCCUGCAUUGUUUUAGUCAAGUAGUGGUUUCUGAAAAAGGAAAGUUUAAAUAAUAACUAAUGCUGUGAUUUUUCAAUAUAAAAAACCACAGCUAUUGGCCAAAGUGAAGGAAUUCUUUUUCAGUUUUUAUGGAGAAACUGAAGAGAUAACAUUUUGACAAGUAAGCUGUAUUAAGAGCUCUACACAGAUUCAAGGCCUCUUUAUCACAGACAACACACAAACUGGGAACAGCUGGAUGCUAUUGAUUUUGUUUUUCAGAGAGUUGUUAAUUCCCUGUUUCUGUUAAUGAAUUUAACCAUAACUGCAUAGAAAAAUAAUCAUCUUGCUCUAUAAAAAAUGAAAGGGAGAAUGUAUGGUAAAUUAGGUUCUGAUAUCCUCCUACAGUAGUUAAAACUGACAGUAAUUGGAGUGUUUUUUUCUUUUCCCAGUCUUCGACUGGUGUUCCCUUUUUAUAUUCAUCUUUAUUAUUAUUCUCCUCUUCUUCAUUUUAUUUUAGACAAUUAGUAAUAUACUAACUUUGUGACCCUGUGGUAACUUAAAUGAAAAGGCCACUAUGACCUGGGGUAACCCAGCAACUCCUGCAGCACAGGCUGGGGAGGGGGCCACCCUUUCAGAAGUGAGGGGAGCUGAUUCCUGAGAAACAAGAAACUGCAUUUUUUUUCCAUGAACGGUGCUGUUCUGAAGUCUUCAAAUUUUUCCCUCUAAUAGGAAAUAGUAUCAAUUUUAAUUAAAAAAAAAAGACAAACUAAAAUUUCUGGAAACAUCACUUCUCCCUGAGCUGCAGUGGGUGUAAUUCACUUGUCACCUCAGUGCUUUACAGUCUGAAGUGGUCACUUAUCUGAUGGUUCCCACAAGCCUUAGGCUUUACAGGGUCAUAUCAUUGACUUAAAAUGAAGAAUUAAUUUGUGUUACAUCUGUAGAGAGCAAAAUAACACACUCCAGAACUUGCAGUUGUAGCAUUAGUUAUACAGUUUUGGGUGUUCUCACCACCCAUGGGAUGCCUGCUUCUCACUACAACCUGUUGUCUGGACACAUGCUUGUAUCUUAUUUUCCUUUUGGCAUGUAGAAAGCUGUUAAUACAGUUUAAGGCCAAAUUGUGUGUGGCAUCUAUAUAUAGAUAAGAUGUUUUGGCAUUCUUGUCUGUUUCCUUUAUUUUUUAAGUGUACAAAAAAAGAGCCUGUUAAUUGUUUGUUGAAGGCUACUUUUCUGUUUUUGUUUUUUUUUUUUUUAUUUUAAUUUUUUCUAUCCUAUACAUUUAGUUGAACUUUGUGGAAUUGUGGUGUUGGUUUUGUUUAUACAGCCAGAUUUUUCUCCCCCCUUUGUGAUGGUCUUCCUUGGUUCUUUGAAUGUGCUCUUCUUUAAUUUGUUUUUUCUCUUUGUUCUCAUAUAUUCUUCCCUCCAUCCCCAACCCUUUCUUUCUUUCUCUCUCUGAUUGAGAGGCAUUGAAUUAUGUUUUCAGUAGUACAGGCUUCUUGCCGAUAUGAAGGGAACUUUUCAGAAAGAGACCUACUCUGGGUCAUUUAAUUUUGAAUACAGUUUUCAAUCGUUCAAGUUUUGGAUGGUUUAUAUCUAAUGUGUGUUUCAUUUUUUUGGAAAGCUAUAUUUUGUAUUUAGGAAAUGGUAUACUAUUUUGCUAUUUGUACUGAGUGAGUACAUUGGCAUAAAUAUAGAAAUUUAUAUAUAUACAUAUAUAUAAACUAUUCUUUUUUGCCACACAUUUUUGUGGUAAAUUUGUGAGUUUGUCUGAUGUUCUACCACAACGUGGCGUCUGAUAACAGUGAGGGGGGGAGGGUUUGUUAUGUCUUUAUUGAGUAUUUAAGUAUCUUUUGAAACAAAUGACCUGUUCAUCUGUGGCCAUUCCAUCAGGCAGUUCCUUGAUGUGAUUAGUGGGCUAAAGGCAGCUUACUGUGUGUUCGCUGGAUCUUUCACUCAGCAAAAUGUUAGAGUAAGGAAACCCAUAUAGGCAGUUGCGUCAAAUGGUGUUUCACAUGAAUGAGCCAUUCAGUCUUUGCUCACUAUAUAUUUAAUAUUUUAUUAUUGUUGUUAUUAUUAAUUGGCUUUCUGUAUUCUAUGCCUUUUAUUUAUAAAGACACUAAAAAAAAACAUGUUUGUAAUUUUAAUAACAUUUUCCCCAUCUUGUAAUAUCCAGAGCUACUUUAUAAAUUCUCUAAACCAAAAACAUUUUCUUCAAUAUAUCUCUUCUCUCCCUACCCCAUCAGGAAAAAUUACCCAAUAUAGUUCAGGUUAUGAGAAGGACUAGCCACACAAUCCAGUGCUUUAGUUUUAAAAUGUAAAACUCUAACUGCAAAAGGUUGGCUAAUGUCUGAAAGCUUACUUACAGGUAUAAAAAUAGGAGUAGAAAUAAAAUGCUGUAAGUUUAUUUCUGAGUUUUCUGAAUUUUUUUCUAAGAGAUAACCCAGGAGACUCAGAAAUUCUAUCUGUUCAUCGAGUUCCAGUUAGAAUGUUAACACUGCUCUAUAGAUGAAGUGGUGGCAAAAAGACUGGCUUGUGUGCUGACUUCUGUUCUGUUGUUUAGCAAGAGGUUUAUCAUUGUAAAAUGCUGAUUGCCAAUGCCAAGUCACCAGGGACCAAUUUUCUGUUUUAUAAUAUCUAAGUUUAGAACAGAACAUACACCUGAACUGUAGUGGUUUGAUUGGAUGGAGGCAGAAAACCCAAUUUUUAUUUUCAUAAAUUUUGUGGUUAUUUAUAUAAGGGCUGUGCUAAGCUACCAUAUUCUUAUUCAGUAAUGAUGGAUUUCUUUUUAACAUUGUUAAAUGUUCCUUACCCCUAAAGGUCAAUAUUAAGUACCGCAUUAUGAAUAUACAAUUUGGUUACAAAAAGUGUUUGUCGUCUUAUUAAAAAGUUAGCUCAACGGUCAGUGGUUGAUACUUGUGCUAAUAAUGCAGUUUCCAGAUUACUGUUACAAGUUAUAGCUGCAUCUAGGAGAGACUCCAUGAGCCAGCAAAGGCCUUGGAAACAACAAUUUAUUAACUUUUACUUAUGGCAGAAGGACCUAAGCAAACUAUGAACCGUAUUUUAUUCCUUUAUAUUGUUAUACUCAAUUGUUCUUUCUUCUAGCAACUUACAUUAAUGCUUGGAGCUUAUCUUUGUGUCUGUGUAAGAGAGAGAGAGAGAGAGAGAGAGAGAGUGUGUGUGUGUGUGUGUGUGUGUGUGUUCCUUAUUGUCAUUCCAUUAUAUAUCCACAGCAAUGUAGGGGAAGAUAAUUAGAAGUCAUAUUUUGCUUCUGACUUUUAUCAUGUUACCUUUGUAAUUAGAGUAUUAUGUUAUUUAACCAAUGCAAAUCUGUUUUCAUCAGUUUCCCUAGAACAGAUGUUUAAAGGGCUUUGUUUUAUUAUAGAAGCAGUAUCAAUGAGGGACCUUCCUUCCUUUCUUUUUUUAUAAUACUGUAUAUGCUAUAUUUGGGAAUUCCAUUAUAGUACAUUUCUUGCCCAUCAGAACCUGUUAAUCUGCCUACAAAAAUUGUGUCAAAGGAAAUGAGAAAGAAGUUAUAUCUGAGUCCCUGUAAAACUAAGAUUAUAAUUCCUUUUGACCAUUUAAGCCAUUGUAGAUGUUUUAGAAAAAUGAAAUCUGUUUAAAUAUAUCAACAAUUGCAGACUGGAGUUAAAUGCUUUAAUAGAGUCUCAAAUUCAACAUGGUUUAUAAAUAUUCACUAGGAGUAAUUUGAGAAUUUUUUAUCUUUCUGGUGAGAAUUUCUGUUCUAAUAUCUGUUUUCUAGUUGAUUUGUUUCUAAUUAAUUGAAAAUUUUACAAACCUAUUAGGUCUACUCUGCUUCAUGACCACAGACUUCAUCCCUAGACAGCCACGUUACAUCUGUAUGCCUUUGGUUAUACUGAGGGACUUAAGGAAAGAGAGAGACAGUAUGUAUAGUUCAGCAGCUUCAUUAGAAAAAUAACUCAAAAUAUGUAUCCUACUAGGCGGGUUAAUAGAAUCUCAUAACAUGUAUUUAAGAAGAGGUUUUCUCCAUUGCUUAUUUGUGUCAUUAGAGCUAAAUUGUGAAGAUAAUGUUCAUUAUGUGGUAAAUGUCGGAAUAAUACCUAGAAUAUCACUUGUGAAUUGUCCCAGUGUUCUCAUUAUUUCUUUAAUCCCCAUUUAUUUUAAUGCCAUUUUAGCCUCAUUUAUUAAUAAAAUUCUAUUUUUAUUCCACUUUCAGGAAAUUUUUUAAAAUUAAUAUUUUAUAUCUAGGUUUAAAUGCUUAUAGAAAAGUGCCUUUUUACCAUGAUAGUGCCCCUUUCUUGUAAUUUCAUUUUUCACUAUUGCCAAAAAAAGAUAAACAAAUGACUUUCAUAGUUCCAACUUUCACUUUUUUCUAUUUAGUCAUUCUUUUCUACAUUUCUUGAUUAUAACCAUAGACAACAACUUCAUAACUUUCUGACUCCCUUUGGCAUAAGAGGAGCAGAAAAGAUACAUAGCUAGAAUUGUUUCUUUGAAGGAGGGUAAGUGAAAGAUCACAAAAUUAUACUAUUUAGGCUUUAUGUAAAUUAGCUAAAUUUGUCUUUAUCUUGACCAACUAAUGAUAGGUUUUAUCUGAAUACUGAUGAAAAUUUUACUAUAUGUGAGACUCUUAAAUAUCUAUAGUUUAAAAUAAAUAAAUAAAUAUAUAUAGUUAAAUUUCAGAAAGGAAGAGUUUGAAGCAUUCUCUGUUCGUAAUUAUAAAAUGGAUGAAAAUAAAUCACUAACACAUAGUUUAGGUAAAGACUGGUAAUGUCAGUUUGCCAUUUAACUGUACAGAGCCCAGUAAUUCAUUAUACUGUACUUCUUGCCCAUCAGAACCUCUUAGUAAUCUGUCUCUGAAAAUUAAUGUCAGUGGAAAUGAAGAAGUUAUAUCUGAGUCUAUCCAGAACUAAAAUAAUUCCUUGCAGCCAGAUACAGUUGGAUUGAGGGGAUCCCUCUGGUUUUUGUUAAUUUUGCCUAUGGUUCCAGUUCCUUACUAUAGUGGUAGUGCCUGAAGAAAGGGUUGUCAGCAACAGGUCAGACUAGUAGUAGCUUAGGGAUAGAGCUGCCUUCCCCAUGUGAGUAUUUCCAUGACUGUUAGUGGCACUGAAGACUGCAAACCUUUAUGCAAUAUUCUUAACACCCUAAUGGUGGUAUUAUGCACUUUAGUCAUUCCAAAGAAGUCAAGAAUGCUGUAUAAUGAUGAUUGCUAUCUUAACUACUUAGAAUAUUUAUAUCCCUUUUAUUUUGGCUAGCCAACUUGGUGUAUGUGUUAUGUGAAUAUUUUCUAAAAUGACUGUAUAGUAAGAAUUAAGACUUUGAAAUGUAAUUGACUAUAAGGGGAAAUGCCUACACUUCAGAAAAUCAUUUUAGAAACAUGAAGGUGUUCAUCUUGCUAAUCUAUAUGUUGGAGAGUUCAUUAAAACCAGCCCUCUUCCUAUAUAUUUUGUGUCAUAUUAAUAACAUUAUUGUAUAUACUUUUCUACAUAUAUAGUAUGUAUAAACCAAUAGUUCUCCAAGUAUGCUUCUCAGCCCACCAGCCAACGUCAGUAUUUCCUGGGAACUAGUUAAAAAUGCAAAAUCUUGGGCCCUAUCCAAACACAGUGAAUCAGAAACUCUGGAGUGGGACUCAGCAACUGUGUUUUAACAAGCCUUCCAGGUGAUUCUGAUGCUUGCUAAGGUUUGAGAACCACUGGUGUAAGUUGUAUACAGUAAGAUCCAGAAAGGGCUAUUUUUGGGGGGGGUUUUGUUUUUUUUUCACUCACACAGACACAGUUAUACAUUGUUUUUGAUGUAAAUUCAACUUAACCUGGUUAUCUAUAAUCAUUUAUUGGCAAUGAUAAUUUAUUCUCAGUACUGCCUGUAGAAAUACAGUAUAUUUUAUGUACAUAAAUAGUUACUCUAGUUAUUGAUAAUUCAGUUAACUUAGUUUGGCAUUUUCUACCACUUAUUAAAAAGUUUACAUUAAAUGACUGAUUUAAAUAUAUAGGUGCAAUGUUCUAUAUUUAUUUUAAUUAUUAUGACAUUUAAAGUAGCUAACAUAAUUGACAGGUGCUAAAGCCUCCUGUUUAUCCAUAAAAUGGGUACACUGUGGCAGUGAUAAUACAAGCUUUCUUUUCAUUGCCUCUUACUUUACCAGCAGACCACAAUUUUGGCCUGGCUAGACCAACUCUCAUAACAAAAUUAUUUGUCAUUCCUUGUAAUUAUAGUUUUACCCGAGAUAUUUAAACAUCAUGGCUGGCCAGGUCAACAAAGCACCUUAUUUAAUUUCUUUUUUUAAUAGAUAAAUCUUUAAAAAUAGCUUGCUUUGUAUGAGAACUGAUGCAGUAAAAAUUUAGUAUCCUUGGAACUUAGGCUUCAGACAAGAUAUUAAAUAGGACCAUGCAUUGUAUAAUUUGGACAUUUCUCCCUUCCCAAUUGUAUGCAUCAUGGAAAAUAAAUUAACCACAGUAGAUUUAUUCAUUCAUUUUAAUCUCCCUGUAUAUUCAGUACCUCUUUAAUUUUUCUAAUUUUCCCACUGUUUACAAAUCACCAACUAAUAAACUCGUGAAAGAAAAACGUGCGUUUCAAAAUAAAAGUCAUUGUAUACUCACUUUAUAAAAAUAACCACUGCUGUCUUUACUUAAUACCUGCAGUGGAAAUGUAAGUGGCUUACUCUACAAACUUUGGUGCUGGAAAUGCAUAGGCAAACUGUUGGGAGAUGCUCAACCUACAUUCCUCUUUUCUUGUUCCUUUCCCCUCUUCCCUACUUGAUUGCAUAGUAUAUUCCUGUAUCGAAAGCAUUCUACCAUACCACAAUUCUGUUUGACUCCAACUUGUAGUAUUUCCUUUAAAAGCCCUGUGUUUAACCAUAUCAUUCUGCUC